Lathyrus oleraceus (garden pea) is the source of this 420-nucleotide messenger RNA. RefSeq lists its product as uncharacterized. The coding region runs from base 1 to 420 and encodes 139 amino acids. The record is from RefSeq and is a predicted model, not a curated record. The transcript is spliced from 2 exons. Lineage: Eukaryota; Viridiplantae; Streptophyta; Magnoliopsida; Fabales; Fabaceae.
AUGCCUUCAUAUGCUAAAUUCCUUAAAGAGAUUCUAUCCAACAAGAAAAAGCUUGAGGACGAUGAGACCUUUAUGCUUACUGCAGAAUGCAGCGCUAUCAUUCAAAACAACAUGCCUCUUAAACUUAAAGACCCUAAUAGCUUUUCCAUACCAUGUGUAAUCGGAAAUUUUAUCAUAGACAUAGAUCUAUGCGAUUUAGGAUCCAUGGGUAUGCUAGAGAACGUUUAUGUUCGUAUAGAACAAUUCUAUAUUCCUAUCGACUUUGUGAUUAUGGAUAUAAAGGAGGAUUCCCACAUCCCUAUUAUCUUAGGAAGACCCUUUCUAGCCACAGUCGGAGCCAUCAUAAAUGUGAAAAAAGGAAGGCUAACAUUCAAAGUCGAAGAAGAAAAAGUUGAAUUUCUCUUAGCUAAAUUUCUAUAA